AUGUUUCGCUCACCACUCUUUGCUUGGUCGCCACGGCCACGCCAGGGCCAGCAUGUCGACGCUUCUCCAGCAACAACACACUCACUACCCAACGGCUCUUCCGUCUAUUCACCAGCCCUCACCACCGACACCAACACCACUCCGAAAAUACAGUUUCGAGGAUUCUGGAGCCGCCAGCAAUCGCCUGACCCAAAUGCUUCAAACGUCUCCCUUGAUGCUCCCCACGGCUCGGGCAAUUCAGCAUUGCCACUGUCCCCUCCCCAGGCACAUCACACCGCAGGCUCGUAUAUUGAUGCUAUUACCCCGUCUCACGACCCUCCGGAGCCAACAACACUAUAUUCGCGUCAUCCGGCCGACGUGCAAUUACCACAUGACUCAAGCAACCCCGCGGACCCAGAGACUCGGGAACUCGCAGACGAAGUGAACGGAAGGCGACGUAGACGGCGCCGAAGGAGAAAUCCCCGCGGCACUGAACGCCCUGAACAAUGGGUGCGUAGAAGAGACGAGCGAGGCACUGCCCAAAUCUACGUCAAAGGAUCCGCUGCACGGGGAAAGAUGGUUGCUUGUGUGAUUUCUGGAACCUUUCUGAUCGCCAUUCUGUCUAUUUACCUGGCGUUCGCCCUGACUGACAAGAACCUGGGCCAAGAAAUCCACAUCCUCUUCAUCAUGGUGCUGCUCACCAUUACAAUCUUCUUCUGCCACUCACUCAUCCGCCUCUGCAUGCUCAUGCUCAAUCCCCCGAGCGAAGAGCAGCGUUUUGUGCCCAACAUGUCUGGUGCUGAGGGCUUUCAGCCCAUCAUACCCAUCCGUGUCCACCUGCAGCGCGAUGAAGAAGCCACACUAGAAAGCGAAGGUGCUCUAGAAAGCGACGGCAACGCAGACGACUCGGAGAAACACAUGCUACCACCUCCUCCACCUGCCUACGGCCUUUGGCGCAGCAGCGUCCGCGCAGAUCCAAAUCUCCUCCAUUGGCAACGCGUAGACCAAGCCAACCCACGAGUAACGUCACGUGGCCGGCGUUCUCGCAAUAGCCCUGAGCCAGAAGCUGCCGCACCCGAGCCAUCUGCCCCAGAGGGCCCCCGGCCACCGUCUUACGUCUCAGAAGACGGCGUAAGUUACAUAGUCGAAGCUACUCCCCGCUCGACUGUGAUUGCCGAGAGUCAGACAGGAAACAGUGAAAUACAUCCUGCGUGGCGACCAGGCUACGCCAUGAGUGAAAUCAGAAGCGGCGAGUUGCCUAUUACCGGCAACACCAGGCCAUGAGUAUAAAAGAAUACGACAUCUACUCUCCUCCUACUCGUC
Exserohilum turcica Et28A is the source of this 1302-nucleotide messenger RNA. RefSeq lists its product as uncharacterized. Bases 1 to 1263 code for a protein of 420 amino acids. The record is from RefSeq and is a predicted model, not a curated record. The transcript has 2 exons. NCBI's taxonomy places the organism in Eukaryota, Fungi, Ascomycota, Dothideomycetes, Pleosporales, Pleosporaceae.